AUAGUUAUCACAACUAGCAUAUCGUCACUCCUAGCCGCCAAAAUGGUCCUCACUGGAAGCUGCAUGUGUGGUAAAAUCAAGUACCAGGCCGAUGCUGAGCCUGCCGUUAAAGCGGUCUGUCAUUGUCUCAACUGCCAGAAGUUCAGCGGGUCUGCAUUCACUACCAACUUUAUCAUCCCACGAUCUUCCUUUAAGAUCCUGUCUGGUACCCCGAAAUCUGGCGAGUAUAUGGCGGACUCGGGAUAUACAUACCAUACAUUUUUCUGCGGGGACUGUGGAUCCUCCCUCUACGGUCAACCUGACUCACUGCCAGAGAUGAUGUCUAUCAAGGCCGGUUCACUCGACGACGGCGCAGCAAGGUUGGAGGGCGGAAAAAUUGACGCGGAGGCAUUCGUACAAAGACGCGUGGCUUAUCUCGAGCCUCUUGAGGGUGCAAGCCAAGUCAUC
Molecule: messenger RNA, 447 nt
Organism: Penicillium hordei
Lineage: Eukaryota; Fungi; Ascomycota; Eurotiomycetes; Eurotiales; Aspergillaceae
Product: GFA family protein
Exons: 4
Molecular function (GO): carbon-sulfur lyase activity
Source: RefSeq, a predicted model, not a curated record